Molecule: messenger RNA, 637 nt
Organism: Hibiscus syriacus
Lineage: Eukaryota; Viridiplantae; Streptophyta; Magnoliopsida; Malvales; Malvaceae
Product: zinc-finger homeodomain protein 11-like
Exons: 1
Coding region: 8-595 (195 amino acids)
Biological process (GO): regulation of developmental process; regulation of DNA-templated transcription
Cellular component (GO): nucleus
Molecular function (GO): DNA-binding transcription factor activity; transcription cis-regulatory region binding
Source: RefSeq, a predicted model, not a curated record
GCCCUCGAUGGCUGUGGGGAGUUCAUGCCUAGCCCUUCUUCCACCCCGACUAACCCCGCCUCCUUCAAAUGUGCCGCCUGUGGUUGCCACCGCAAACUUCCACCACCGUUACCCUUACGAUGUCCCCGCUUUCAUCCGCCGCCUACCACCGCCACCUAAUGCUAGCUCUAGACCAAGCCCCACCCAUAGCCCUACCCCGCCCACACCUGUGCCAUACUCUUACUACAGUACUUCUGCACCGCACAUGCUGCUGGCCUUGACCACUGCAUACUCCGGGCCGUUGGAUGAGUUCCAUCGCCGCCUCGACAGCUCCCAUCCUUCGACGCCGACGAUAAACAACGACAACAACAACAACCCGAGUGGGAGAAAGAGGUCAAGAACAAAGUUUACAAAGGAACAGAAAGAAAAGAUGCAUGCUUUCGCGGAGAGGCUUGGUUGGAGCAUGGCAAAGAGUGAAGAAAGAUCGAUAGAAGAGUUUUGCUAUGAAGUUGGGGUCGAUAGAGGAGUUUUCAAGGUUUGGAUGCACAACAACAAGAACACUUUUAACAAGAAAGAUGUAUCAGCAGCAGAUGAAAACAGAGGAUAUGACUUGUAAGGAUAACAAUUAAAGAGAUUUAUUCUGUCAUUGUUAAUUCCA